AUGAAGGGAGGAUUCCGCUUUUGGCUUGGAAACUUCAGAGACGUUUUUGUCGAUGCAGAAACAAAUGAAAUAGCUUAUAAGUAUUGGAGGCAGAAGAUUUUCGAAAGAGUCAAAGAUCCAAGGAAGCGAGAACUAUUGGCUCCUGAAAAGCAGGUCAAUCCAAUUUUUACUAAGAGACCAAGUCUUGAGAAAAGUUAUUAUGAAAUUUUUAAUCAAGAUAAUGUCGAUAUUGUCAAUAUUAGAGAAGCUCCUAUUACUGAAAUUACUGAGACAGGCUUGAAAACAACUGAAAAAGAAUAUGAAUUUGAUAUCAUUAUAUAUGCUACUGGGCUUGAUGCAGUUACAGGAGAUUUCUAUCAAAUUGACUUGAAAGGAGACAAUGGUGUUACUCUUCAGGAUACCUGGAGAAAUGGCACUUACACUUAUUUGGGAAUGACGAUUCAUGGAUAUCCUAAUUUAUUCUUCCUUUAUGGACCGCAAGGACCUAGUGCCUUCUGUAAUGGACCAACAUGCGCAUUAACCCAAAGUGGGUGGAUUCGGGAUGCUAUAAAUAAUACUGAGAAGUAUAAUUAUAAACGCAUUAUGCCUACUUUGGAGGCACAAUUGGGUUGGAACAAAUACAUUAACGAUGGAGUCAACCAGAAUUUACUACCAGUAGCAGAUUAUUGGUAUAUGGGGGUUAACCGUGAAGGGAAUAAACCAAAAGAAUGCCUACUUUACGUUUUGGAGCAAAUAAUUAUUUCAAAGAUAUUACUAAAGAAGCAGAAAACAAUUAUGAAAACUUUGCAUUUGCAUAAGACUGUGAACAAAUUUUAUUUUAAGUUUUUAGUUACUUAA
Debaryomyces tyrocola is the source of this 837-nucleotide messenger RNA. Lineage: Eukaryota; Fungi; Ascomycota; Pichiomycetes; Serinales; Debaryomycetaceae. The record is from the annotation of a GenBank genome assembly.